AUCGCGAUUAUAUUAGUCAGUCAAAUGUAGUAGUUUAAAAUUAAAUAUAAAUUUUUUAGCAAAUGUUGGGUAUUAUAGAAGUUUUAUAUAUUUUAUUUUUGAUCAAUUUAUUAGUCUACUGUAAUGCCAAGGAUCAUUGCAGUUCCGAAAUCUGUAAUGCCAGUAAAGAACAUACGUUAUGUAAAUUUCAGUCAGAAGACCCGGCGCGGCAUUGCGUUGACUAUGAGCAGACAAUACGCACCGCGAAAGAGAAGCAAGCCAUUUUGGAUAAACUGAACAGCCGACGAAAUAAGGUUGCUGGUGGAGAGAUCCGGUCCCUACCUUCCGCCGACAGUAUGAUGAAAUUGGAAUGGAACAAAGAAUUGGAGCUAACAGCACAGCGUUGGGCGAACCAGUGUGUUAAACACAGCGUUCCGGACAUCAAAGACACUUGCCGUGAUUUAGAUGGCGUAUACGUCGGUCAGAACAUCGCGACUAUUUACGGCGAUUCUCCUGGUUUGGCGCCUCUAUCUUUGGUUGACGUGUGGUAUAUGGAAUUGUUAAACGUAAAUUCUACUAUUCUACCGCAUUAUAAACCAUCUACUGAGAGCGGGUUCUCGCAUUACGAUUACUUUACACAGCUGAUGUGGGCGAAAUCAUUUCAAGUUGGUUGCGGAGGAGUUAAAUUCAGGGAACGAAUGCCAGACACAAGUGGCGCAGUGAAAAGGAUGAUAUAUAGAUUAGUAUGCAACUUCGCUCCUGGCGGCAAUAGGCUUAAUCAUUCAGUAUAUACUGAGGGUGCACCAUGUGAACAGUGCCCUUCUGAUACCACCUGUGAUUCCAUUUAUAAAUCGCUAUGCAGUUCAAAAAAAUUUAAGACUCAUACAGUACUCCCGGAAACUACAGAGCCAUUUACAAAUGCACAAAGUCGAACGAGAAGAAAAAAGCACAGAACAACAUCAGCAAAAUCGAAAACCACAAUGGAAUCAGAAUUCCUUGAAGCUAGUACAAGAGUCUUACAGACAGGGGACGACCAUUAUACGCCUUUCGAUUACUUUUCUCAUAUCCACGAAUACGUAAGCUCGUCAAUUACAAUAACAACAACCAAGAAAGUUUCCUCUUGCAAAGAUAUUAUGGCCGUGGACGAUUUUGUAGAAUUGUUAAAGAAAAAGCUGAGUACAGAUCCGAUGUUUAAGGAAAUUUUGUUUACAACAAAAUAUUCUCCGUUGGGGAACAGCGAUAAUCCUUACGACGCUAGCGUAGCUGCCUUAGUUAGCAAGAUUUACAGUAAAAAGACUUAUCCCACGACUACGAAAAUGCCUGAUAGUGAAUAUGUAAACUCAACUUUGCUAGUUGACCUGGUAGAAGCCGUUAUAUUUCGUAGUGGAGAUAAAAUUCGAUCAACCGAGGUUUAUAAAAGUACAUAUCCUAUACUUGACGUAAGUCCUGUUAAAAUCCAGGCAGAGUUGGCAGAAGUACGGCCCAACUCUGAUUUCACGGGGCACUACUUUUUUCCGGAAGAAGAAGUAAGGGAGGAUGAAUUCAGUUCUGAAAUGACGGAGUCUUAUUAUGACGCUCAAAGUCCACCGAUAUCUGAUGUUGUAUUGGAAAUUGAAGACCUGAAGAGGAGUAAAGCAACCAAAGAUUUUUUGGAUGACAUACUUGAAUCUGAAUCCAUUGCUGAAAGAACUGAAAAUAUCAACAUAAAUAAUAUAAAACGCGAAGCCAGCAAAGGAGCUGCAGGUAACUUGGAUGAUGACAACAGGCAAAAACGGAAAAGCCUUGACGCCGUAAACAGAGUUCGGUCAAUGCCCACGAAUCCUAGAAAUCUUAAAAAAAGCUUGGAAAUGAGUUGUCGAAAUUACAUUGUAAAGUACAGCGACCUACUAGGAAGGUUGGCCUCAGAUUUGAAGAUAUUGAAAUUGAAUGAGAGGUUUCACUGCUCUCGGAAUGCUGUACAGAAACUUUAUUUUAGUAUAUGUCACAUUAUUCCUUAUAUUUUUAUGUUAAUAAAAAUCUGUUGAAG
Molecule: messenger RNA, 2005 nt
Organism: Hyposmocoma kahamanoa
Lineage: Eukaryota; Metazoa; Arthropoda; Insecta; Lepidoptera; Cosmopterigidae
Product: cell wall protein PRY3-like
Exons: 9
Coding region: 63-2003 (646 amino acids)
Source: RefSeq, a predicted model, not a curated record